Molecule: messenger RNA, 4301 nt
Organism: Sebastes umbrosus (honeycomb rockfish)
Lineage: Eukaryota; Metazoa; Chordata; Actinopteri; Perciformes; Sebastidae
Gene: tbc1d10c
Product: TBC1 domain family, member 10C
Exons: 10
Coding region: 151-4062 (1303 amino acids)
Source: RefSeq, a predicted model, not a curated record
AGUCAUACAGUUGUUCUUCAGAGAGAGAGAGAGAGAGAGAAAGAGAGAGAGAGAGAGAGAGGAAGUUUGUCUUCCUCAUCAGUGGAGGGUGUCACACUUCACCCCUUCAACAACCGAGUGAUCAAACAUGACGGAAAUGUAAAAAGUAAGAUGUUAAGUCCAACGAGCCCAAUCCCGAAGAAGCUCAGUGAAGAGGACAGCUCUGGAUCUGAUGAAGGGUCAGAGGUCGGUCUGGAGCCUGAGACAGACCGCUUUGGCUUCAUCCUGACAAAUGGAUCCACAGCUGGGUGUGUGGGUCCACCCCCUGAGUUGGUCAGACAGAGGGAGACCAAGUGGAUAAAUAUCAUCAGCCAAUGGGAUCGCAUGCUGUUGAAGAAGACCAGUAAGGUCAAAGUGCAGUGUCAGAAAGGCAUCCCCGCCUCACUCAGAGCCAAGUGUUGGCCUCUGCUGUGUGGAGCUACUGACAGGAUGAAGACCAACGAAAACCGCUACCAGUGUCUGGACUCGCAGCCCGCUCUGCAGAGCUGGGUGGACGUGAUCGAGAGAGACCUGGACCGACAGUUUCCUUUCCACGAAAUGUUCCUUUCCAAAGACGGACAUGGGCAGCGGGGUUUGUUCCGGGUUUUGAAAGCGUACACUCAGUACCAGCCAGAGGAGGGUUACUGCCAGGCACAGGGGCCUGUGGCUGCAGUGCUGCUGAUGAACAUGCCUGCUGAGGAAGCCUUCUGGUGUCUGGUGCAGAUUAGUGAGCAGUACCUGCCUGGAUACUACAGCCCUCUGCUGGAGGGAGUCCUGUUUGAUGCGUCCAUGCUGACCUGGGUCUUGAAAAGGACGAGUCCAGCUGCACACAAACACCUGCAGCACCACGAAGUGGAGCCCCUCAUGUUCGCCACCGACUGGCUGAUGUGUCUCUUCACACGUCACCUGCCCUUCAACACACUGCUCCGAGUCUGGGACCUCUUCUUCUGCUAUGGGGUGCGGGUGCUGCUCCAGGUGGCGGUGGUGCUGGUGCGUCGGGUGCUGGGCCGGGCCGAGCAGAGGAAGCAGUGUCAGGGCCAGAUGGAGACUCUGGAGAGGCUGAGGGGUGUCAGGGAGCAGGUCCAAGAGGAGGACGACACCUUUAUAGCAGAGGUGUGCUCGGUGCAGCUGUCAGCCAGAGAUCUUGAAAAGCAGAUGGAGAAGGAGUUACAAAAGUGGAGGAAAGACAGACCCUCGUCCACCUUUGACCCCAGAGGACGCUGCCAGGGAUACCGGAUGGCGUGGGAGAGGGCUCGCCAGAGCGAGGAAGAGCGGGACCGGAAAGAGAGAGAGAAAGGAAACCUGUCUGUCCCUCUUGCUCGCUCGGCCUCCACUCUCUCGCUGUCUCCCUCCCUCCUUCACAAGUGGGGGAAGAAAGGGGGAAAGGCGAACACCACGCGCGAAUGGGAAGGCAGCGGCGGCGGCAGAGUCGUGAGGCAUCUCUCAAUGGGAGCGAAGGAGGACUGUAGGAGCUGGACCGAGUUCAACUUUAAGAAGGUGCAGGGCGUUCAGGAGGAGGAAGACGUAGUUAUAGAGGAACAUAAAAAACAGAGUGAACCGAAACUAACAGGACAGACUGAACAGAAAGAAUUUUUAGAAGAACCUAAAAAGAUGGAGAUCCAAAACAUGCCAGCAGAGCACGUAGAAGAAAGAGUCAUCACAGAAGAAGAGAUUGAAGAAGUUGAAACAAGAAUCACUGGAGAGGAGGAAAGCCAACUCAAAGAGACAGAGGAAAGUAAAAUGCUUCCAGAACAGACGGAAGAAACAAAUGUGGAGACAGAACAAACCAAAAGUCCAGCCAAAGAUCAGACUGUUGAACACAAACAGGGAGAUGAGCUGGACAAAAGCAAGCAUCUGGAAAUUGAGGUGAAAGACACAAAUAAAGAGGCAGAAAAACAAGUGGCAGAAAGUGAACAUACAGCAGCUGUAGAGGAAAAUCAGACUGAGAUACAGAAAGAUGCCGAUGCAGAUAAAAAAACAGAGGUAGAGACGCAGGAAAGUGUAUACCCCAGUGAGGAACAGAUAAUUCAGGCCGACAUGAAACCAGAGGAGGGCACAGGAACUGAAAAUGUGCAACAGACGGUGGUGGACAGAGUCACAACUGUGACAAACCCAGCCUCAGAGACAGACAGUAAAGUCGAAGCUCCAACUGUCAAAGAUCCUACAACAGAGACAGAGACACAACAGCAAGAAGUGAUCACAGAGACAGACAGUAAAGUCGAAGCUCCAACUGUCAACGAUCCUACAACAGAGACAGAGACACAACAGCAAGAAGUGAUCACAGAGACAGACAGUAAAGUCGAAGCACCAACUGUCAACGAUCCUACAACAGAGACAGAGACACAACAGCAACAAGUGAUCACAGAGACAGACAGUAAAGCCGAAGCUCCAACUGUCAACGAUCCUACAACAGAGACAGAGACACAACAGCAAGAAGUGAUCACAGAGACAGACAGUAAAGCCGAAGCUCCAACUGUCAACGAUCCUACAACAGAGACAGAGACACAACAGCAACAAGUGAUCACAGAGACAGACAGUAAAGCCGAAGCUCCAACUGUCAACGAUCCUACAACAGAGACAGAGACACAACAGCAACAAGUGAUCACAGAGACAGACAGGAGCUCACAGGGAGAUGACACUGAAGGAAAAUUCCACAGCAGUGAGUCAUUAGCAGAAACAGUCAUGAAAGAAGAGUCCCACACCCAAACAGAAACUGAUGAACUGGCACAGACUCAAGAAAAGGUAGAGGAAGAUGCAGACACACCGGAAUUGAAGGUUGAAAUAGUACAAAUAGAUUCGGAACAACACAUAGAUCCAAAGACAGAAGAAGAAACAUUAAUACCGUGUUCCCCUGAAUGCAUCCAACCAAAAGAAGGCACUGACUUAGCAGCUGAUACUGAGACUGGAGCAGAAAUACCAGUUGCAAACGACAUAGUGGCGGAGUCAAGUGAAGCAUUUGAGAACGAGUGUGACGCAGUAGCAUCUGCAGCUACGCAGGAGGAAGAAGAAAGAAGUUUGACUGCACAACCAGAGGUACAGGUUGACCAUAAUCAAACACAAUCAGAAGAAACACCAAAAGAAACGGAGACUACUGACUCCAUAGCACCUCCACAGGAGACUCUCACCGCCGCCGAGCCUGAUGGGAAGACGAGUUCAAUAGAAACCUCUGAGGAACCUGCACCUGAACAACCAACGAGCCAUGUGUCUGUGGAGGAGGAAGAAAGCACAGAAAAUGUUCAAGAAAACACUGUAGCAGAGGACGACGUCUUUGUUUCUACUGAACCAACAGACUCUCCAAAUACUGAAAGUAACCCACAAGUCCAAGACAAAGAUUCUCACCUUGUGAAGCCGGAUAGCAGCGGCCUGACACAAGCAUCCGGGCAUCGCAGCAACCGUACUUCUGGUGAUGUCUGCGUCCGCAAGUCACCCAACUCCCGUGGGUCCAAGUUAGCACGUAGGCUUUCUGAGGAUCUCUUCACCAUGCCAGAGAAAACUAGCCAAUCACAAUCUACUGCUAAUCACCCAGAAGUUAAACACAGUGAGUCACAGUCCUCGUCACUGUCUGCAGACGCGACUGAGAGGAUAGCGGCGCAGCAGGAGCAGCCGCCGCCCGACCCCCCUAAACGUUUCGGUCUCUUCCGCAGACUGAGAGGAGAGCAGCCCAAAAAGGCAAAGGGGACACCCAAAAUGCAAGUCCCCCAAAUCUUGAUCCAGGACUUCAGUGAUGGGACAGGGAUGGGGAAACCUGUUGAGGUAGAGGAGGAGGAGAAGGAGGAGGAGGAGGAGGAGGAGAAACUGAGCUCCAGGGAGAGGAGGAAGAGGCGGAGGGACAGAGAGAGAAGGGAGAAAGAGGAGGAGAGGGUGAGGAAGAAGAGAGAGAAGGAGCUGGGGAAGGAGAAAGAGCGAGAGAGGAGGAAACCGCAGACGAGGGGGAAAAGUUUCCAGGUGCCAAGUAAGAAAGGGAGCAGUGAUGUGACUCAACCUGCAAAGACUGCAUCACGGUCGCAGAGAUAUUCUGCUUCUUUUGCUGAAUCUUACUUUUGACCAAAAUAUGUCUUUGCUGUGGGAUCUGGAGGAACGAGAGGUGUUUUACUGAGUGUUUCAGGCCUCCACAUCUCACUGGUCUUUUUGUUCCCUCAUGUCCCUCAUCCUAAACCUUUGUCAUACUUGAAUCUUUUUUUACAUGUAAAUAAAUAAUAAAUAAUGGUUUCAUACUUUGAAAAAUAGGUUUCUUUUAUUUAGAGGAGCUUUUUUGUUGCAUCUCGAUUCACAAACUGAACAGA